AAGCCGUUAGAGGGAUGGGCGUCUCCGGGGAAAGUGGCGGCUGAAGCCUGUGAUGCCACGCAGGCGCACUUGUGGCCUUCGGCUGUGGGCCUGGCCAGCUCCGCUCCAGAGAUUGUCCGCGCCUGAAGACUAGAGCUGAGCCACGCCCCUGGAGACCAACAGCCAAUAAAGGAGGGCUUCACUGGUUGCUAAUGGAAACCUCCGGCCACAACAUGGCGGCGGCCUCUAGCGAAGUGUCCCCCGGCUCCCGCCUGCAGCGUAGGGACCGGCGGGGACGGCCGCCGUCGGACGGUUAUGGUGUCUACAUCUACCCAAAUUCUUUCUUUCAAUAUGAAGGAGAAUGGAAAGGAGGGAAGAAACAUGGUCACGGGAAGCUGCUCUUUAAAGACGGAAGUUACUACGAGGGCGAGUUUGUGCACGGCGAGAUCACUGGAGAGGGCUGCCGCUACUGGGCUUCCUCAGGCAACACCUAUUCUGGACACUUCGUGUUGGGAGAGCCUCAGGGACAUGGCAUGAUGAAGUACAAAGCCGGUGGCUAUUACGAAGGGGAGCUAUCCCAUGGCAUGAGAGAAGGACUGGGGUGUCUGGUGGACCAGGACGGACAAACAUACAAGGGAUGGUUUCACAACCACCGGCGGCAUGGCCGUGGGCAGAUGACCUUCCAGAACGGUGACAAGUAUGAAGGUGACUGGGUUCGGGACCAGCGCCAGGGGCACGGGGUGCUCCACCAGGUGGACGGCUCCACUUAUGAGGUGGCUGGCCAUCUGUAUUCCUCAUCUACCUGCCAGUGCUGCUCCCUGCCCUUCUCUACUCUGUUCUCCAGCCAGGGACAGUGGCAUGGUGAUGUCUUCAGUGGCCUGGGCACCCUGACCCACUGCUCAGGAGUCACCUACCAUGGCCUGUGGGUGAACGGGCACCCAGUGGCGCAGGCCACAAGGAUGGUGAUUCUGGGGCCGGAAGUUCUUGCUGUGGCACCAGGCGCUGCCUUCACACUAAUGGUCCAGCUGCAGCAGGCCAAUGGAGCUGUGGCUGAGGGGGAGCAUGGGCGAAUGCUGCGGCUCUCUGCAGGCGUCAGAUACGUGCAGCUCCUGGCCCAUGCCCAGGUCAGUUUCUUCGCAGUAGACGAAACCCACCAGGAGGUACCCACGCAGACUCCCUUUGGGUUUGAGUGCAUCCCCUAUCCUCUGUGGAGCCCCACAUCUGGGAGUCUGGAGCCUGGAGCUGCCCUCAAAAGAGCCACCUCUCUCCCAUCCCUGGAUGACUUGGAGACAGCAUCUGUCACCUGGUGUGCUCAGGGCAACCCCAUCAGCAGCCUGCCUGCUGGAGGGCAGGAAUCCUACUGCCUGCAAUACUGUCAGCAGGCGCAACACGGCCAUGUCCAGUUUGAGGAUGUCCGCCUGGGACCCCCUCCACUGUGGUACCACCCCAUCCCAUUCUUCAGCACCCCCCAGCAGAAGACCUGUAACCAGCCCAGAGGGACAACAGGGGACGCAGUAGGAGGCAGCAGGCCUAGUAGCAUGAUGGCCUCCCCAGGGCUGGUGACAGCUGCACUCCCAGGAGAAUAUGUCAUCAUGGUGCAUGAUGUUACCACACCGCCAUUCCUGGGACACACGCUGCCCACUGCCUUCCAACAUCUGAGGGUCACAGCACAGGGGGGCCAGAGCCAGCCGUCCCAGCCCCCCAGGGGAGGCCCUGAGGCCCCAGGAAAAGGCCCUGAUACCUCUGGGAAAAGCUCUGAGCCCUUUGGAGAAGGCCCUGAUGUCCCCAGGUAGGGGGCCCACUGAGGAGUCCACCACUCUCUCCCAGGUUACCUCAUUCCUUCCCAUCAGCCUGAGAGGGCCUUGGGGGCGGCCCACAUCCCACAGUCUAUGGCCUUAAUAAAAUGUAGCACACUA
Molecule: messenger RNA, 1895 nt
Organism: Erinaceus europaeus (western European hedgehog)
Lineage: Eukaryota; Metazoa; Chordata; Mammalia; Eulipotyphla; Erinaceidae
Gene: MORN1
Product: MORN repeat containing 1
Exons: 15
Coding region: 192-1772 (526 amino acids)
Source: RefSeq, a predicted model, not a curated record